Saccostrea cuccullata (small rock oyster) is the source of this 1049-nucleotide messenger RNA. RefSeq lists its product as uncharacterized. The transcript is spliced from 4 exons. The record is from RefSeq and is a predicted model, not a curated record. Bases 72 to 809 code for a protein of 245 amino acids. Gene Ontology annotation, cellular component: mitochondrial large ribosomal subunit; mitochondrion. Lineage: Eukaryota; Metazoa; Mollusca; Bivalvia; Ostreida; Ostreidae.
ACUGCGUUUUAAAUAUUGACUAAACACGGUCAGGAUGAUUGCAUGAUAUUGACACUGACUAUAUCCGAAAAAUGAGUUUGGCAAGGACAGCACUUUCUUCACAACUGCUUUCAGUAGUUGGCAAAGCAGCAUAUCCAGGAUAUGUACCAAGCUGUAACAAGAGAAUCUGGUUUAAUUUCUUGAGGAGGAAAAUCAAAGAGGAUCCAGUUCCUCGGGACUUUGAACCUCAGCCUGUUGUGCAGUUCGAUGAUUAUACAAGGCAUAAUCUGAAAAAAAGAACAUCCAUCCAGACCCAUCGUGCCUACACACCUCCAGAAAAUGUAGAAAAUACAGUACUUCAAAUUGUAAAGGGAGUAUAUGGAAAGGAUGUGGACUUACAAGAUAUAGAUUUAGACCAAGACAGGAGAAAGAAAUUUAUGGUUCUAACUAGAAUGAUGAAGGAAUUUGAUCACUAUAUACCUAACACUGAGUUACAUGAUAUGAAAACUAUUGAGCAAGCUGUGGAAUUCUUCAAGAAAGAAAUUAAAGACACUUCAUGUUUGGAAGAUCUAACAAAACUAGACUUACCCAAAAACCUUCACAUAAAUACAGAAUACAUUCGGUAUGAUCGUGAUGAGAAUUCACUCUGGCCCGGUAAAGAUGCCUUCCCAGGAGAACAAACCAAAGUGUUCAGCUCUAAGUUUUCAAGGAAAUACAAAGUUAUUGACAAAUCUAAGGACAAAUAUAAGUACAAAUUAGACAGGAAAACAUUCUUUGAGGAACAAAAAGAAAUAAAUGAUAUUUUGUACAAACAAGCAUCAAGACGAUAAAAGUGUUAGGAAUCUUUUAGUUACUUUUUGGAAGGGUUAAUGCAAACAUUUUUUUACAGCAAGCAACUCGCCUUUUAUGCGAUUUGUGAAGAUAUUCCUUUUGUCAUUAUAAAAAUUCAUUUUUAACAGGGAUUUGCAAAACUGUAUACUGAUGAUUAAUCAAUACAAACAAGAUUAGCAUGUUUCAACUAAAUUUGAAUGAAAUAUACCUACAUGGAUGCAUUUUGUGUGAUUUUUUGA